Messenger RNA from Knipowitschia caucasica, 558 nucleotides. NCBI's taxonomy places the organism in Eukaryota, Metazoa, Chordata, Actinopteri, Gobiiformes, Gobiidae. The record is from the annotation of a GenBank genome assembly.
AUGCCCCGCCCACAUGGUGCUAAAGACACCAUUAACACAAAUACAAAGUUAGCUGCUCCACAGCCGCUCUACAGCCUACUCUACAGUCUCUCUACAGCCACUCUACAGCCGCUCUACAGCCGCUCUACAGCCGCUCUACAGCCGCCUCUACAGUCGCUCUACAGCCUACUCUACAGCCUACUCUACAGCCUACUCUACAGCCUACUCUACAGCCUACUCUACAGCCUACUCUACAGCCGCUCAACAGUCUCUCUACAGCCGCUCUACAGCCGCUCAACAGUCUCUCUACAGCCGCUCUACAGCCGCUCUACAGCCGCUCUACAGCCGCCUCUACAGCCGCCUCUACAGCCGCUCUACAGCCGCUCUACAGCCACCUCUACAGUCGCUCUACAGCCUACUCUACAGCCUACUCUACAGCCGCUCUACAGCCUACUCUACAGCCGCUCUACAGCCUACUCUAUAGCCUACUCUACAGCCUACUCUACAGCCUACUCUACAGCCUACUCUACAGCCUACUCUACAGCCGCUCUACAGCCUACUCUACAGCCUACUCUAUAG